AGAGGCAGAGCUCAGAGUUUGUCAGAAGGCGGACCUGACAGGGUCACACAUAGGACCAAGCAGGAGCAGGACCUCAGCAUUUUGACCUUUUAUUACAAAUGGAGAAACAUGAAGAUGUUCAAUAUUGUUUUCAAGACAGAAACUCUUCUUGCAGAAAGGCUUUGCUAUUGACAUCUAUCUACAUAACACUGUACAUCUUCUUCUCAUUGAUUUCAGCAGUUACAGUAUUUUUGAACAUAAUUGUGAUAAUCUCCAUCUCUCACUUCAAGCAGCUCCACACUCCAACCAACCUGCUCAUCCUCUCUCUGGCUGUGUCAGAUCUCCUCGUGGGACUGAUUGUGAUACCAGUAACGACUGUAGCAUUAAUGGAACCAUGCUGGGUUUUUGGGAAAUAUUUCUGUGUGUUUUAUUUCUACAUCACUUGUUUAUGUACUUCUUUAUCUCUGGGCAGUUUGGUCUUGAUAUCUAUUGACCGCUAUGUUGCUGUGUGUGAUCCCUUAUUGUACCACUCUAAGAUAACAAUAACAAGAACGAUGUGUUGUAUAUCCAUUACCUGGUGUUGUUGUAUCAUACACGAUGCUGUUAUUAUAAAAAGCUUUGUAAAUGUACAAAUACCCAGUAGGUGUUUGAAAGAAUGUGUUAUUGUUGAAGGAAUAACCUGGGGAAAUAUAAUUGACUUUGUAUUUACAAUGGUUGUCCCGUGCUCUAUUAUUAUAACACUUUAUUUGAAAAUCUUUGUGGUGGCCAGAUCACAGGCCAGAAAGGUAUUUUCAAAAGAGGCUGUCAGUGUGUCUGGUGUUAAAACUGUACAGGCAAAUAAGUCUGAGAGAAAAGCAACAAAAACUCUAUCUAUUGUUGUUUUCACCUAUCUCAUUUGUUGGAUUCCAAUUCAAUUUUAUUUCUUUUUUCUUUUAAUUGACAAUGUAUCAUUAUUUAUCAUCAGCUUUCUUCCACUAGUUAAUUCCUUAAUGAAUCCAAUCAUUUAUGCUUUCUUUUAUCCAUGGUUCAAAGUGACAGCUAAACAUAUUUUAACUCGGGUGAAGUUCAGGCGUUCGUAGUUCCUAUGUUUUUAUUCCCUAGUUUGACAUAGUUAUGUUAUACUGUUUUGUUGUUGUUAUUGCUUCUUUCAUGUAACAAUAUAUUGACAUUACUUCGCUCCGUGUUUUCAUCAUAGAUACAUGUGGUGUUGAUACAGAAUGAUUUGUCUGGAUUAGAAUGACUGGGAAGAGAUAAAAGAAGGCAUAAGCUUGUUUUAUAAAAUACAUUGUAGUUAUUUAGGGUUGUAUAUUCCAAAUAUUAAAGUCUGUGGUUGUUCCAUAUUAUUUAAUGAUAAAUUGUAUGUAAUUAUUCAAAAAGGACAUUUUGAGGACGUCUGUAAGUUGUUUAACAUCACCCUCUAGUGGCUUAAUUGGGAUACAACGCCUUUAACAAGUGUAGUAAAGUUGAAAUGUACAAUACCUCAUGAUAUCAGAUAACUUCCAGGUCUAAAUCAAUGGUCUAUUGUAGUAGCUGAUGGUAAAAUGUAAGAAGAUGCAAUUAUGGGUAACACUUUAUAAUAACAUUCAGUAAUAAACCAUUUGUAAGGCAUUUACAGUUUGUUCACCAUUAAUCA
Messenger RNA from Salvelinus fontinalis (brook trout), 1612 nucleotides. RefSeq names its product trace amine-associated receptor 13c-like. The coding region runs from base 99 to 1058 and encodes 319 amino acids. The record is from RefSeq and is a predicted model, not a curated record. Lineage: Eukaryota; Metazoa; Chordata; Actinopteri; Salmoniformes; Salmonidae. The transcript has a single exon. Gene Ontology annotation, molecular function: trace-amine receptor activity. Gene Ontology annotation, cellular component: membrane. Gene Ontology annotation, biological process: G protein-coupled receptor signaling pathway.